AUGAGUGUUAUAUUACCUGGGGAUGAUUUAGGCAUAUCCACCGAUCAGAUAGAAACUUCCAUAGGACCAGGAAUCUACAAGGUACCAGGCAUAAAAGAUACUAAGUUGAUUCCUAUAAAUGGUGGUCUUCUCAACAUUCAAAGAAAUAAACAAGGAACUCGUCAAGCAGCACAUUUGGAAAGCAACUCAAGAAGAUAUAUACCUCAGGUAAGUGAUAUGGUCAUAGGAACCAUUGUGGGUGUUUACGCUGAGUAUUAUAAGGUGCUGCUACAGAACUUUCUGUCGAAUGUGACAUUAUCUGUGAUGGCUUUCCCCAAUGCUACAAAGAAAAACAGACCUAAUCUUAGACAGGGUCAAUGUGUAUAUGCUCGUGUGAGUUCAUAUAUUCCUGAUUUGGAGACUGAGUUGGAAUGCUUUGAUCUUUCUACGGGGAAAGAUGGAGGUUUCGGUUUGUUGGACGAAUCCGGCUACAUAUUUGAUGUUGAGCUUAACUACGCCCGAGAACUUUUGUUCAAUCCAGGUUUCUUGGUACUCGAGAAGCUCUCAACCAAAUGUAUGUUUGAAAUAGCCAUUGGAAUCAAUGGGAAAAUCUGGUUAAAGUGUGGCGAUGGUGUACCAAUACCUGGGAAGUCAACUGAUGAAGACUCAGAUAAAAUGGAUGUUGAUUACGUUAAAGAUUUGAAGACUACAUUAGCUGCAGCCAAUUACAUUAAGCAGUGUCAGAAAGUUUCACCAGAACAGUUCGAUAAGGUUCUAGCCGCAUCGUUCAAAGGGUUAUAG
Molecule: messenger RNA, 780 nt
Organism: Lizanozyma spartinae
Lineage: Eukaryota; Fungi; Ascomycota; Pichiomycetes; Serinales; Debaryomycetaceae
Gene: RRP40
Product: exosome non-catalytic core subunit
Exons: 1
Coding region: 1-780 (259 amino acids)
Biological process (GO): U4 snRNA 3'-end processing; exonucleolytic trimming to generate mature 3'-end of 5.8S rRNA from tricistronic rRNA transcript (SSU-rRNA, 5.8S rRNA, LSU-rRNA); CUT catabolic process
Cellular component (GO): cytoplasmic exosome (RNase complex); nuclear exosome (RNase complex)
Molecular function (GO): RNA binding
Source: RefSeq, a predicted model, not a curated record